CAGUUGUCAUGGUAACGGCCCUGCGUCCAAAAUGGCGUCUUUACUCGGGGAGCAUCUAUUUCAAAUGAGUGGUCAGGGUCCACCUCCUCAAAAGGACUUCUUCCAACUUCUCAUUAACAAGAAUGAGGUAAUAUGGAGAUCAUGGAAGAUUUCUGUGCGACUUGACUCCAAGGGCGCUGCCCCCAAAGAGCAGAAGACUUCCCAUGACAAUUUCCUACAUCAGAAGACGCUACAGCAACAAGUUGGUGCAGUUUUCGGGCAGAGAAUCCUAGAAUACACAAGAUCCCUUUGUCAAGGAAAGUUUGAUUACCUGGAGCGCUUACCAGAUGACAUAGUGCUCCGAAUCCUGUCCUACGUAGAGUUGAAAGACGUGAGACUACUGGCACAGAUUUCACAGAGAUUCAGAAAGCUCUGCAACUCUGAGAAGUUUUGGGAACAAACUGUGAAGAAUCGCUGUGCUGAGUUUACCAAUGACAUGGAGGGCAUAGCAAAUGCCAUGGGCUGGAGGAGGAUGUAUUUUACCUUUUUCCACACCAGUGUCGUUAAGGCCCAGCAAUGAAGCAGCUGAACAGUUUAAUCACUGUUGUGAAACAACUGCAGUAUUAAAAUCAUUUUGUGUUGAAAUGUGUUAUCUACAAAAAAAAGUGUAUGUUCAAUACAUUUAAAGUGCCAGAUAUUUUUCAAAAACAAAUCUGUAUUUUUAUGUGUUCCUACUUUCUUGUUAAACUUUGGAUGAUACAGAUGACCACCAGUAUUCAAUGGGUGGAUAGAUGCCAUUAUUUGUAAGUUAUGUAUUGCAAAGUGUUUAAUUGUUUGAUAUUACUGGUAAAUUAAA
Molecule: messenger RNA, 835 nt
Organism: Anoplopoma fimbria (sablefish)
Lineage: Eukaryota; Metazoa; Chordata; Actinopteri; Perciformes; Anoplopomatidae
Gene: fbxo36a
Product: F-box protein 36a
Exons: 4
Coding region: 32-559 (175 amino acids)
Molecular function (GO): protein binding
Source: RefSeq, a predicted model, not a curated record